CUUGCCCUAAUGUCUAUUAUUCACCCAAUCUUACAUCACAAAAUCGCGGAAUUGAAAAUCAUCUACGAUUUCCUGUUAAUUACUCUGGUAAAAUGAGCGAUCGUGGUGCUGAAAGGAGAGUUACCAUACGAAACAACCAUGGUGAGAAUCUCUUGGGGAUCUUGCACAAUUCAGCUUCAGUUUCGCUUGUUAUCGUGUGUCAUGGCUUCCAAUCUUCCAAGGAAAGGAUUCCCAUGGUGAAUCUUGCUGAUGCUCUGCAAAAAGAUGGAGUCAGUGCUUUCCGCUUUGACUUUUCUGGAAAUGGGGAAAGUGAAGGUUCAUUUCAAUAUGGUAACUACUACAAAGAGGUUGAAGAUCUGCGAGCUGUAGUUCAAUACUUCCGUGAGCAGAAAUAUGUAAUUACAGCAAUUAUUGGUCAUAGUAAAGAGGGUAAUGUAGCUCUCUUUUAUGCCUCAAAAUAUAAGGAUAUUCAUAUUGUUGUCAAUAUAUCUGGUCGUUUCAAUCUAGUGAGAGGCAUGGAAGGUCGUUUGGGCAAAAGAUUUAUGCAAAAGAUCAAGCAAGAUGGAUAUAUAGAUGUAAAAAAUAAAAGAGGGAAGAUUAUGUAUCGUGUUACAGAAGAAAGUUUAAUGGACCGCCUUUCUACUAUAACCCAUCUUGACUGCCUAUUGAUUCCCCAAGAUUGCAGGGUGUUGACAAUUCAUGGAUCCAUGGAUGAAACUGUACCUGCAGAAGAUGCUUUAGACUUCGAUAAAUUCAUAUCUAAUCAUGAAUUGUGCAUCAUAGAAGGAGCUGAUCAUGAGUUUUCUUCUCAACAAGAUAAGUUGAGCAGCUUAGUUUUGGAAUUCAUCAAGACUCAUGCAGAUAAAGACAAAGAUACAUCAAAGCAGGCAAAGAUUCAUUCUCGGUUAUAGUUCUUGCAAAAUAUGGGGAUCCAGUAUUUCUCUUCAAACCAUUUUUCUUGCAAACGAAGACACAUUCUUGAUAAAUAGAAGAACAAGAAAGAUGGGCAAACCUCUCCCAUUUCUAACAUCCAACCCUUGCCUACCUGACAGUCAAUAAUUAGCAUUUGUCAGAGUUAUAGAAGAUUGACAAAUGCAACACAAGUUUCUCACUUUUGGAACUCAAUAACAUCAUUAUAGGCACAUGCCAGGUUGCAUGUUGUCAAUGUAAGCUGUUCUCUU
This is a messenger RNA of Vigna umbellata (rice bean), 1181 nucleotides long. RefSeq lists its product as uncharacterized. The record is from RefSeq and is a predicted model, not a curated record. Lineage: Eukaryota; Viridiplantae; Streptophyta; Magnoliopsida; Fabales; Fabaceae.